AUGACCUCACCCAGAGGCGCCCAUUUUAUAUAUAAGGAAGGUAGGCUGGGAGUGUCAUCAGAAGUUUGCAGUUGUUCGCUGAGGAAACUCAAGGAGCUUUAUUCCCCAAGAACCACUGGCAACAUGGUGAUGCUGCGAGUUGAAGACUUGGUGACCGGUAAACAGAGUGAGGUGAAAUCCGGCGGAUGGGAGGCCGAGCCUCCGUCGGUGCAAGAAGAGUUUGGCAGCGGGGAAUAUUGCUCUGCGAUGGCGAUCGAGAAACAGGACGGAGUGAAAAGCCAAACAGCGCCCUUCCCGUUCAUCCCCUGUCCUAAGCACCAGAAAGAGAAACUCCAGCCGGUGCCACGCAACAAAAAUGUUAAGCCAGCGGUGCAGAGGCUGAAACUUGAAACGGUGGAUGAUCUCCAAUUCCUUGUCAGCCUGAAGAAACACAAACAAUCCAAGGCCGUUGUUGUGGAACCCGUACCUCAGCAGGAACCCGACACUAUUGUUGGACCUGUAGAUGUGGAGACCUUUUGGCGGGCAGCGGUGGAAAAUAAUCUCCCUGUGAUUGAGAAAUACUUGGCCGACGGCGGGCAACCAGAUAUAUGCGACCAGUUUAACAGGACUGCCAUGCACCGGGCCUGCUCUGAGGGGAACGAGGACGUUGUACUGAAACUACUAGAAGCCGGAGCCUCCACUGAGUUUCGAGAUAUGCUCGAUGCCACAGCGGUCCACUGGUCCUGUCGUGGUGGUAGCCUGGAAGUGCUGAAAACCUUGUUAAACAACGAUGCAAAUGUAAACGCCAAAGACAAGCUAUGUAGCACUCCUUUACACGUUGCUGUCCGAACUGGGCAUUAUGAAUGUGCUGAACAUCUUAUCGCAUGUGGAGCAGAUCUGAAUGCCAGAGAUAUGGAAGGAGACACUCCUAUGCAUGAUGCAGUCAGGCUAAGCCGUUACCGAUUGAUGAAGCUUCUGAUGAUUUAUGGAGCCAAUCCAACUUUAAAAAACUGCAACGCACAGACACCGAUAGAUCUUGUUCUACAGUGGCAAACUGGUACAAAGGAAAUCCUUAACCAAUUUAUGGAAAAUUCACACAAGUAACCAAAGUGAUGCUUGCUUCGUGCAAAUUACAUCCCAUCCCCACCCCCCAAGGAUGUCAGGUGCAUUUGCCUCCUGUGGCAGAUUGUGAGGACUUCAACACUCAUUAGAACAUUAGUUUAAAUGUGAUGUAGUACUGUGAUUAUUUAUUGCAAU
This is a messenger RNA of Chiloscyllium plagiosum (whitespotted bambooshark), 1236 nucleotides long. RefSeq lists its product as uncharacterized. Lineage: Eukaryota; Metazoa; Chordata; Chondrichthyes; Orectolobiformes; Hemiscylliidae. Gene Ontology annotation, biological process: regulation of transcription by RNA polymerase II. Gene Ontology annotation, molecular function: RNA polymerase II-specific DNA-binding transcription factor binding. The record is from RefSeq and is a predicted model, not a curated record. Gene Ontology annotation, cellular component: nucleus.